Molecule: messenger RNA, 2508 nt
Organism: Dichotomopilus funicola
Lineage: Eukaryota; Fungi; Ascomycota; Sordariomycetes; Sordariales; Chaetomiaceae
Product: CHAT domain-containing protein
Exons: 4
Coding region: 1-2508 (835 amino acids)
Molecular function (GO): protein binding
Source: RefSeq, a predicted model, not a curated record
AUGGCCGGCGAAAUAGAAAAAGAACAAGUCCCCAGGUUUGGCUUUAGCGGAGAUGUCGUUGAACUCGUCCUUGACAUUGGAAUAUCCCUUGCGAGGGCAAAGGCUCGAAUUCUUGCUUCAUUAAUCCCCCAAAGGCUUGACCUGGCUCGCCGCUGUUACUGGUCAGACGUGGCUGGCAUCUUACUCAACGAGAUGUAUUUGCGGACCGGAGCCAUCCAGGACCUUGACAUGGCCAUCAGGUACGCCAGGUCGGCAAUGCCGGACCGCGUCCUCCCUCCGUCUCAGCGUGCAUCAAGUGCCACAACAUUCCCACAGAAUGGACAGUACCGCGACGAGAACGCGGAGAACCAAAAUAACCUCGCAUGCUAUCUCGGCCACAGAUACCUACGUCUCGGGGCCCGGGACGAUAUUGACGAGGCGAUAUCCCUUGCGCAUCAAGCCGUCAAGAACACGCCACAAGAUUCGGAGUUCCUGGCAGGACGGAUGAACAACUUGGCGACUUUACUAGGCGAUCGGUAUUCGGCAAUGGGUAAUGCGGAGGACUCGGAUCACGCAGUGCGGUGGGCAAGGGAAUCAGUCGAAGCGUCCUCGAGCAACGACGGCGACGCUCUGCCGGUGCGUCUGAACAACCUGUCAGCGCUACUUGGAGAGGAGAGACGCGGCAACUCGCAUCGAGUACUCUCACGGACCGAUGAGGCCAUAUCUUGCUUGGUGCGGGCGCUCGAGACGGCCCCAGAAUCAAACUGCCACACAGGAACCCUGCUUUACAAUCUCGCGCGUCUUCACCAGGUCAAAUUCCGGGAUUUCCACGAUGAGAAGAACCUUGAACGAGCGAGACAGUGCUUCUUUGCCGCAUUGACCCAGAAGUGGGCGUUCAUGAACACUCGCAUCUUGGCUGGCAGGGUGUUUCUCUCACUCCCCGGCAUCAUCCACGAGGCGGACCGCGCAAUGGUUGCAGUGCGGACCUGUGCUAGACUCGUAUCAGCGUCCAUGAAAUAUUCGCUGAAGACCAAGGACAAACAGCGUGUCCUGUCUCAGGCCCUCGGCAUCGGUUCAGAUUCGGCAGCCGUCGCUCUCCAUGUCGGCAUGGGCGCAUUCUAUGCCAUGGCAUUGCUCGAGACUGGGCGAGCAGUGCUGUCGAACUCACUCCUGAACCUCCGCAUCGAUAUCUCAAGUUUGAGUGAGUCGGACCCUCAGCUGACAAAGGACUUCAGUCGUACCAGAGGCCUGCUCGAUGGAUCAAGAGAUCCGCUGGGGUCUUCUAGAAUUCUGGAGAAUCUGCAAUAUCCAGUGGACUCGCAAUUGUCUCGACGAGCGUAUGAGAGGACCCUCAUCUCGUCAAUUGAGGAGCUACGCGGCCACCCCAUGUUCCAUAGGAUUCUAGGCCAUCCGACCGAGGCGGAAAUGCUGGAUGUGGCGAAACAUGGGCCGGUUGUUGCAGUCAAUGCCACCGCUCACCGCUGCGAUGCCUUGAUCAUUCAACCCGACGGGAUUUCGAGCUUGGAAUUGCCCAGCCUGACUCUACACUCCAUUCGCGCCCACAGGCGGGACACGCAAUCCGUCGAGACCCUCGGGUGGCUCUGGGAAACCAUAGUCUCGCCCGUGCUGGACCGUCUGGGCUACGAUGCACCACCCGCUGGCGGUCAAGCCCUGCCACACACCUGGUGGAUUCCCACCGGACCACUCGUAGGCUUCCCGCUCCACGCAGCAGGGUAUCAUUUGCGCCGAAACUCCGAGACGGCGAUGGAUAGAGUCAUCUCCUCGUACACCCUUUCCGUCAACGCACUUAUACGCAUCAGACAACAACGCCAACACCACGGAUCCGCCGUAGGGAAGCCAGAAAAAGCCAUCAUCGUUUCUGCGCCCAGCCCUCCGGGUCAUCAGUUCCUGCGCCACGCCAGAGACGAAACCGUAGCAGUCGGCCAGGCCUGCGAGUCGAUUGGUGUCUCUCAAGUCCAGUCCGCAUUUAAUCCGUUCGACACUCUCGACGCACUCAAAUCGUGCAGUAUCUUCCACUUCGCAGGCCAUGGAAGAACCGACAAGCAGGACCCUCUAGGCGGCUCGCUCAUCUUUGACGACGGCGAUGAGCUGUCCGUCGACCAGUUACUCGAGACCACGCUCAACUCGAACCCCCCGUUCCUAGCAUAUCUCUCAGCGUGCGGAACAGGGCGGAUCGAGAAUGAGGGGGCAACUGACGAAAUCCAUCUUGCUUCUGCUUUUCAGCUUUCUGGGUUUCGACACAUCAUUGCUACGCUUUGGGAGGUCGACGAUGAGUUGUGUGUCACUAUGGCGAAGCGGUUCUAUGAGGCUCUGGGGAGAGAGCCGCUGACGGAUGUAUCGGUUCGAGUUGCACUUCACGAAGCCGUCAAGGCGCUGAGAGAUCAAUGGGUUCAGGCAGAGGUGGACGCUGGCGGCGGGCAAAUCCGGGGUGAUCGGAAUCCUAUGCUGGUCCAGGAAUCAUCGCGGAGCAAGGCACUGUGGGUUCCCUAUGUCCAUUUUGGCGCCUAA